Molecule: messenger RNA, 1187 nt
Organism: Frankliniella occidentalis (western flower thrips)
Lineage: Eukaryota; Metazoa; Arthropoda; Insecta; Thysanoptera; Thripidae
Product: GTP-binding protein Di-Ras2
Exons: 4
Coding region: 453-1055 (200 amino acids)
Biological process (GO): signal transduction
Cellular component (GO): plasma membrane
Molecular function (GO): GDP binding; GTPase activity; GTP binding
Source: RefSeq, a predicted model, not a curated record
CCCAGGCGGUGCCAGUGGCGCUGGUGCCGUGAGCUGGUGGGGCUGUGCCGGGCUGCGCCAUGCUCCGUGCCGCGUGACACCGAGCUAAGCGCGCUCAGCAGCGCAGCGCAGCUCCGCCGCUGCCCCGUUCGCCGCGCAGCUCCGCCGCGGGGGUCCAGGAUACUCCGGCCGCGGGCCGCGCGAGCCAGGUCCGUUCUCACCGCGGUGACACAGGACCAGCCCGCCGCCGCCGCCCACUCCCCGCGUCACGCCCCCGCCCCCCGAGCGCCCCGCCGGCGGCGGCAGCGCACACCGCCCACCGCCCCCGGGGCCGGGCCUCGGCGACUGGGAGAGUCUGCGUCGGGCACCAGGAUGGGCACCCGGGCGUUGUCCUAGUCCACGGCGACGCACCGCGCCCUGGCACCCUCGGAUAGAUGCACCGGACAACCUCACGGGUGCAGUGAGCCGCAGCCAUGCCCGAGCAGAGCAAUGACUACCGGGUCGUGGUGUUUGGGGCGGGCGGGGUGGGCAAGUCCUCGCUCGUCCUGCGCUUCGUCAAGGGAACCUUCAGAGAGUCCUACAUCCCCACCAUCGAGGACACUUACCGACAGGUGAUAAGCUGCAACAAGAACAUCUGCACGUUGCAAAUCACUGACACGACCGGCUCCCAUCAGUUCCCCGCAAUGCAGCGGCUAUCCAUUUCCAAGGGCCACGCCUUCAUACUCGUGUACUCGUGCACCUCCAAGCAGUCGCUGGAGGAGCUGAGGCCUAUAUGGGAGGUCAUCAAGGAGAUGAAGGGUGCUGAGCUGCCCAACAUCCCCGUCAUGCUGGUCGGCAACAAGUGCGACGAGACGGAGAACAGGGAGGUACCCCUCACGGAAGGCGAGGCCGAGUCCAAAGGGUGGGGCUGCAACUUUAUGGAGACCUCGGCAAAAACCAACCACAACGUCAAGGAGCUGUUCCAAGAGCUUCUCAACAUGGAGAAGAACCGCAACAUCUCCCUGCAGUUCGACUCCAAGGGCAAGUCCCAGCUCAAAGGCACGAAGAAGAUUCGGGAGAAGUGUACGCUCAUGUAGCGCCUUGUUUUCUAAAUGUUAUUUUUACUUACGAUGAGAGCGUUCUGGGACCGAUGCAUCAGGUUGACUGGUGGUGGCUGGAUCCAUGGGGAGAGUCAAUUUUUAUUACAGAUCGAAAUCAACACCAAAUUC